GAUUUUCUAGAUCCGCCGCUGCAUCUUCGUACUUGAAAAUUGAAACCCGUGUCCGUGUGACCAACCCACUUUCCACUUCAUACCCCCACCCCCACAGCCACAGGCGUAACUAAAACCAUCAAUCAGUUCUAAAUUUGAUCAAGAUUUCCACUUAUAUAAUCAUAAUCAUGCUCAUGAAUCCAAUCCGGGUUCUGUCACGGUGUUCGAUAAAUUGCCCCAGUGAAGAGUUUUGCUUAUUUUCUAUAAAUAAAUGUUGGUUUUGUUAAGGAGAUUGCAUAUUUGCAUCGUGUGUCUUGAUUGUUUUAGUUGGAAAAUAUGGAGACUUUGGAGUUAGUUCAGAAAGUUGUGGUUCUUUUGAUUUGUUUGUCUUUGUCAUGGAGGAUCAUUAGAUAUAUAUGGAGCUUUGCGGAUGUUGAAAAAGACCCGCUUAUUGUGCUUGUUACUGGGGCUGCAGGCCAAAUCGGCUACGCUCUAGUUCCAAUGAUCGCAGAAGGGGCAAUGUUGGGUCCAAAUCAACCGGUAAUUCUACAUUUGCUUGAUAUUGAGCCUGCUUCCGAAAUCUUGAAAGGGGUAAAAAUGGAACUUAUGGAUGGAGCAUUUCCUCUUCUUAAAGAUGUUAUUGCCACAACCGAUGUUACUGAAGCCUGUCGAGGCGUUGAUAUCGCAAUCAUGCUCGGUGGAUUCCCUCGUAGGAAAGGGGAUGGCAAAGAUCUUAUAUUUAAGAACGUAGGUAUAUACAAGGCUCAAGCCUCGGCUUUGGACCAGUAUGCUGAUCCAAAUUGCAAGGUACUUGUGGUUGCUAAUCCCGCAAAUACAAAUGCACUUAUCUUGAAAGAAUAUGCACCUUCGAUCCCGGAAGAGAACAUCACAUCCCUCACAAGACUAGAUCAUAACCGUGCAUUAAGCCAGAUAUCGGAGAAUCUUAAAGUCCAUGUUGGUGAUGUAAGAAAUGCUAUAAUAUGGGGAAAUCACUCGUCGAAUCUAUAUCCAGAUGCUAAUCACGCUACUGUUGACAUUGGGGCUGGACAUAAACCUGUGAAAGAACUUAUUGCUGAUGAUCAAUGGUUGAAAACUGAGUUCAUCACAAAUGUGGAACAAAGAGGUCAAGCUAUAAUUAACGCUAGAAGGUUGUCUAGUGCAUUUUCUACUGCAAGCGCUGCAUGUGAUCAUAUGCGCGACUGGAUUCUUGGUAUACCAAAGGGAACAUGGGUGUCUAUGGGAGUUUAUUCUGACGGGUCAUAUGGUAUUCAACCGGGCUUGAUUUAUUCUUUUCCUGUCACUUGCAAGAAAGGCGAAUGGUCAAUAGUUCAAGGGCUAAAGAUUGAUGAGUUUUCAAGAGAGAAGAUGGAUGCUGUAGAAAGAGAGCUCAUUGAGGAGAAAACAAUGGCCUACUCUUGCCUCCAUUGACUUUCCUAUAUAUAAAAGCUUGGGACUAUUAAUUAAUGUUAAUAUUAACCAUUAGUAAAUUGAUUUCCAUUAUUGCAAUUGUGAAUUUAUUGUUUUGUUCUCUAAA
This is a messenger RNA of Helianthus annuus (common sunflower), 1513 nucleotides long. RefSeq names its product malate dehydrogenase. Gene Ontology annotation, biological process: tricarboxylic acid cycle; malate metabolic process; oxaloacetate metabolic process. The transcript is spliced from 8 exons. Lineage: Eukaryota; Viridiplantae; Streptophyta; Magnoliopsida; Asterales; Asteraceae. The record is from RefSeq and is a predicted model, not a curated record. Bases 316 to 1407 code for a protein of 363 amino acids. Gene Ontology annotation, molecular function: L-malate dehydrogenase (NAD+) activity.